AGUGACAGACUUUACGCGGCCUAUGUAUGUAACACAGAGUGUAUACAUAUAUACACGACCCUCUGUCACCGGCACGACUGGACCUGCGAUACCCGUAUUUCGAAAAUGUCGAUUUUUUCUCUUUGAUUGUGGACGUGUACAAAAGAACUAUUUUAACGGUGGCAAUUCAUUCCAAAACAUCAACCUCUUUAGAGAGGUAAAGUGUCUAUCGACUUAAUGACUGGGUAAAUAGCUCAUCGUCGUCAGCAUGAGAGCGACUCCUUAUUGAGGAUUGGAUGUGUUCUACACGUGCAUUUCAGGCAGGCAGUUGUCAUGGAUUCGAAGACAGGGAUUUAAAUCUUCUGUAUGAAAUAUGAUCACUUUCCUUGGAAUUGUUAUCCUUAUACAGGCUGCUUGUUUAUCAGAGUCCGCCUGCUCCUUCCCUUCUGCCUUUCAGAACAUAUGGCUUACAAACACUCGAGGGACUUGGACCGUCAACUCAUCCACUAUCGCCAACUUCCCGGCCCAGGCGGAGGUGUCUGGACAAUCUCUGUUUAAUAUGGAUUGUGAAGCGAUAGAUGCGGGGUUCUAUGUCUUAAAAUCACAGGAGACAGUGACACCGUUCGGAGGAAGUCCGCCCGCCCAAUACAAUGUAUACACCUGUCUAUACCUGGAACAACAGUCCUCCUAUAGCUAUGUCUAUUCUCUUCUCACACAGGAGUUCGCUGUGACAACCACGCCCACAACGGUCAUCGAAAGGGUCACUCUACGUGCGGUGGGGGCAACUUUGAUUGCGUCGUCUGUCUGCUCGGACACUGCGUACACAACCGCAGGUGAAAGGGUUCACGUUGCUCUCCUGAACGGGUCGGAGAGUCUAGGGAAGACUGACUGUCCCAGUUCGUUACAAGGUUACUUCACUUACCUCGGGACUUCGUGUAACAGUACCUCUGUAGAUGUGUGUACUAGUACACAACAGCUAGUCUUCAACACGACAGCAUGUACCCAGAACACGAUCUACUCACAGAACGGUACCGUUGACUGUGUAUACCAUAACACUAUUGGGAGUUAUACGUACGUGACGGUGUACAAUGAAGACUCCACCGUCGAUGGUUCUUCCUACUACGCCUUCUCUUGCCUGGUUGUGUCCGAAUCUGGGGUGUAUACCUAUACUAGUGUUAAACCAACCGAGUGUGAGGCCAACCAGGUGUCCACCACUUCACCGACUGGGGGAUACGUCACUGUGUUCCAGGAAACUGCUGCCUGCACAACAACCACAUCAACGACUGAAGACCUGACGUAUCUGUAUGUGAUCAUCGGUAUCAUUGCUUUAUUGAUUAUCAUUACUAUCAUCGUAUUAUUAAUAUGCUGCAUUAAGUGUCGAAAGAAGCAAAAGGAUGUCGAAUCCGCUGAUGAUGAAAGCGACAAAGGGUCAGAUGACGGUAAAAGUCAUAAAGAUGACAACAAACCAGAUGAAGAUGACUCUAAACAGGAAGUAGUCGAUGAACAACAGCGCACAAAAACGGACGAUGAUAAACAAUCUGUUGAUUCCGGAUUUAUUCCCGGUAAAGACGAAACUAAGCAUAAGAAAAAGCGGAAGAGGAGAAGACGAAAAAGAAAGAAGAGAGGACAGCAUGGUGAGGAAGGCGAAGAGGAGGAGGAAGAAGAUGGGGAAGAGGACGAAGAAAGUUCAUCAGAUAAUGUAGCACAGACUGAAUCAGAGGACAAAUCACAACCAGAACAAAUAGAUGAAGAAAGGGAGGCAGACUCGGGGCCGGGAGAGGAGGACACAGAAAUCAAUAAUCAACAAUCAAAGGAACACAAUGACGACAAAAGUCACGAGACCAAGUCAGAUGAUUCUGUUUCUCAAAAAGAAGAAAAUAUGGAGCCAGAUCCAACAUCUCCAGAGGAGGAGACGAUGGAAACCGCGUCCAACAGUUCUUCUUUAACUGGUUCUACACACGAACCAGAAUCACAAUGUAAAUCAAAUCACAGUUUACAUAGUGAAGAGGAUGAUGAAAAACCACAGGAAACCGUAGACACAGAAGAACAGGAACCGGAAACACAAUCUGAAACUGCGCAAAGGGUUGCACCUGUUGAAGACAAAUCACCUGAAAUGGACGGAAAUGGAACAACAUCGAACUCUUCUGUAGCUGAUAGGAUGGAUGAGGACACGAAAGAGGAAAAUAUCCAAGAGAGAUCUGAUGAUGAAAGGAGCAAGUCAGGUGGAGAGGAUGACGAGGAAGAUGACGAUGCUGCUACGUUAAAGGACGGGCAAAGAAUUGACGGAGAAAAAAAGAUGAACGACGAGGAUAUGGACGAGGGAACUGGAGGGAAAUAUAUUGUGCCACCAGGCCUAUUAAGCAAGGUCCUUGUCACGCGCGAAAUGGAGGAAAAGAAUAGAGACAAAGCCACCCGACGGAAAUCCAAAACGCGGGGUGUUCGACUCUUUGCUUCGAAGAAGUCUAAAAAGCAUGGCGUGUCAGACGAAAACCAGGAUGAGGAAAUGAAUGACCCAGAUAUAGGAGAUAUUGACAGGGAAAGAUUUGCACAACCAGUGGCUCCAUAUAUGGAACAAUACAAUGCCAAAAAAGACAUAGAAAAGAAACUCAACGACGCCCACUACUGGGAUUUCCCCGAGGAUGACAAUAUAGUUAUGCAGCUAGAUCAAAUCGAGGAAGAGUUAGCGAAGGAAGAACAAAAAGAAAUCGAAAGGAUGGAUGUUAAUGUUGAAGUGGCGGGUAUUGAAAAUGGCAAGGUGACUGACGAGGAGGGCGACAUUAAAGUGACAAUAGACAUUCCAGAACAAGCAAAUAAUAAAAAUAACAGAGAGGAAAUGAAUGGGUCCCGGAGUUCGUCACGCGCUGAUAGUCCAGAGUCUAAAAAGGUCAGGAAAGCUGACAGUAGCAGUGACCUCGAGAGCGAUAUGUUUGACCUUGAAGAUGAUUGCCUUCCACAAGGAUACAUUCGAAAUGAAAAUGGCCACAUUGUUAGAAUGGCGGACGGAAAAGUAUACACAAAAGCAACAUUUCAAAGACACAUGAAGAAGGCGAGACUAAAGAAACUCUUCAAUAUACCGAGGUUAAACAGAAACAAGAAAGGCCGGCCGACUGGGGGGCUAAAGGAUGACACAUAUGGGCCGGAAAGACCUAUAAACGACUCUGAUGAACAAGCAGAUACGGAGAAAAAGGAAGUCGAAGAGGGUCGUGCAUCUGGCACGGCUCAGCGAUCUUCUGACGAGAGGAGGCGGACAAGUGAAUCACGGAGACGGUCAAAGACGAUUGCAUUCAGUGAUGCCCGAGGCCACUUUGAUAAAGAAGGCAACGUUAUUGAAAAGGAGGAACAGCCCCGGAUAGACUCAUCGACAGUAAAUAGACGAAAAUUAAAAAAUAGACUCUUCCGGAAGAAAAAGAGGAAAACUGAGGACCUGCCACCGGUGUUUAAUGGCUACAGCGGACAUGGGCAGGUGACAAACGUAGUCGGAGUUGACAAUGAUAAGCCAAGAGAACUUAGUAACUUAGUAAAAGUGUAUGGUCAACCAGGAACCAUACCGUCGACCGCUCCAAGAUCAACUCUCCCGCCAAUUGGACUGACCAGGUCAAGUACUACCACAUUUGACAGAAAUCAGCUACAAAACUUUCGAGAUGGCUUGUCCAAGGAUCAGGAGAUACUGGGAAGGCCAACACAAUGCAACCAUCCAUUAGCACCACAAAGACCUGGUGUAAGAAGGAUAUCAGUAGAGGAGCUCUCUAGUGAAGGAGGAAGCAAUGAAAAUGAUGAAGAUAUCCAAAAUGUAGAAUUAGGGAGUGAAGACGAAUUCUUCCUUGUUGGCGGUCCAUCUCAGAGCCAGAAUGAACCAUUGUUCACACGGGUGAGGCCCCCUCCCGACAGCGACCUAGCAAAGUCACUAAAGUCCAAUCAUGAUCGACGCCACGCCAUCCCAUGGUCAAUCCUUAACCCUCCCCCUCGGAGGCCUCACACGGACGGAGAUGGACUCGCCAAGUCCCUGGACGCCCCAAGGUCCGCGGACAUGUUGAAGCGUGGAAUGGAUGAUAAACGACUGCGAGAACUUCUUGAGGAACUUUACAAGGACAAGAAAUACUUCGAUCACGUGAUAGAUACCACUGAUCCACACGUGGAAUCCGACAUUGAUGAUAGAUACCUGGCGGAACACGGGCGGGACUUCCUGUUAGAUCGUGCAGACUUCUGGGAGGAUAGAGGACCUUUACCCGCGAGACCUCCUCGCACUAGCCUCGGUAUGAGGUUAUCACGCUUACAAACAAUGACAGACUCCGGUCGAGUGUCUAUGACCUCUACUAACACGUGUACUCCAACUGUCAUGGAACUACCCAAUCAAAUGCCUAUCAGGCAGGAAAAUACUUUUUCAUGACGUAAGGGUGUGUAAUACUAUAUUUGUGUUCUUCCUUUAAUGCGGUGCGUUUGAUUACGUAAUGGUUGUGAUGUAAGAAUAUUUAGAAACUGUAUUGACUGGUUCUAUAAUAAACUCUUCGGGUAACUGGAUAUGUCAAAUACGUACUAUCAAUGUACACUCUUAAUGACUAUCGAGGUUGUAUCCGUCUGUCUAUUGCAACGCCUCCAUAAUACCGACAGAGCGAGCUUCCAUAAAAGUUCAGAAGGGUUCUAGCAGAGAGACAAUCAGGCGAUGUUGUUCAAAAUAACAAUUAUCCGAUAUAAAGGAGGACUCCUGAAGCAUUUGAUGACUAGCAAAGCCCACUGUGAUAUGUUUGACUUUUGUUAUUGUUUUGUAUAUACCCACCUUAAUUUAAUGACCUUGAAUAAAUAAAAAAUAUAGUCAAAGAA
Molecule: messenger RNA, 4797 nt
Organism: Pecten maximus
Lineage: Eukaryota; Metazoa; Mollusca; Bivalvia; Pectinida; Pectinidae
Exons: 23
Coding region: 353-4366 (1337 amino acids)
Source: RefSeq, a predicted model, not a curated record